AUGCUUGUCACCAACACAUGUUUCCAGCAUCGCAAGAAACAUCUGCUGACCUGGUUUUCAAACGACGGUCAUACGGCCAGUCAGAUUGACUACAUACUAGUCAGCUCAAGGUUCCGCAGCUGGGUUCAUGAUAGCAGAUCGAUGCGUGGUGCCGAGACUGGUAACGCCCAUGGGUCGGAUCAUGUCCUCGUCCGUACACGCCUGAAAGUUCACCUCUCAUCCGCACCAAAAAUGCCACGUCCUAGACGCCUCAAUGUCGCAAAAAUCCGGCAAGCCAGCACUGCCGAGGCCCUAAGCAGAGAAAUCCGGACCUGUUUUACGACCCGAGCCGACGGAGAAGUCAGUAGCCAGUGGACGUCACUGAAGACUUCAGUCUAUGGGGCAGCUGAGAAAAUCCUUGGAUGUACCCAGCGACGCCGCAGUGACUGGAUCAGCGGAAGAACCCUGCAGUUGUCUGCUCAGACGGCUAGAGUCAGAUCCCGCGACGAUGAUUACUUCCACCAACUUCGGAAGAUGACGGCAAAAUCGGCCAGGGAUGACCGGAAGAAAUAUUGGGCUGAAAUAACGACCUCCAUGGAACAGGCCUCGAAAGUUGGUGACACUCGAAAGCUCUACCGUCUGAUUCGCCGAACCAUCGAUAAGCCCUUUACACUGAGUGACCCUGUUCGCGAUGUGAACGGCGGCCUUACUGCUGACAGCUCGGCCAAAGUCGAGAGCUGGCGUGAGCACUUUGAGCACCAUCUCAACUUCGAUACCCAACCUACAUCGCCCUUACUCUCGUCCUCAGCGGAGUUUAUUCCCUCUCCUACCUAUGCGGUGCCAUGCGAUCCCCCCUCCGAGAGAGAAGUCGCAGAUGUCAUACGAAAGUUGCGCAACAAUAAGGCACCCGUAGAGGACGGUAUAAACGCUGAAAUCUUCAAGUCUUGUGUCGACACUCUGGCGACCUGGCUACUUAAGGUGAUUGAACAAGCGCGGAGAGACGAGGUUGUUCCUGAUGACUUGGGCUUAGGCAUCCUUGUACCUAUUCUCAAGACAGGGUUGUAUCCUGUCACCCAUACUGUUAAACUACGCUAUUGA
Molecule: messenger RNA, 1077 nt
Organism: Spirometra erinaceieuropaei
Lineage: Eukaryota; Metazoa; Platyhelminthes; Cestoda; Diphyllobothriidea; Diphyllobothriidae
Source: the annotation of a GenBank genome assembly